GGACGAGCCCGUGACAGCGUGAUACAAGCGAUCAACUUUUGGCAGUCGGAAACGUGCAUCAAUUUCCGUCCACGUACGAACGAACGUCAAUUUGUCGAGUUCAUUGGGAACGACGACGGUUGCUGGAGUACCGUCGGAAAAGACGAAGCUAUCGGGCGUCAGGUGGUCAGCAUCGGACGAGGAUGUGAACCUUUUGGGGUUACCUCACAUGAACUGGCUCAUUCGUUGGGUGUUUUUCACGAGCAGUCACGGUAUGAUCGCGAUGCGGUUGUGCAGCUCAAUCGUAAUGUUGUCGAUCCAAAUCUUCUCUUCAACUUUGCAAAGAUUGGCCCAAAAGAACUCAAUACAUAUGGGAUACCGUACGACGUCGGCAGUGUUAUGCACUACACUCCAACAGAGUUAGUUCUUUUUUCUGAAGAAAAAUUA
Cooperia oncophora is the source of this 426-nucleotide messenger RNA. NCBI's taxonomy places the organism in Eukaryota, Metazoa, Nematoda, Chromadorea, Rhabditida, Trichostrongylidae. The record is from the annotation of a GenBank genome assembly.